This is a messenger RNA of Carassius carassius (crucian carp), 2343 nucleotides long. Its product is annotated as extracellular calcium-sensing receptor-like. The coding region runs from base 28 to 2343 and encodes 771 amino acids. Gene Ontology annotation, molecular function: G protein-coupled receptor activity. Gene Ontology annotation, biological process: G protein-coupled receptor signaling pathway. NCBI's taxonomy places the organism in Eukaryota, Metazoa, Chordata, Actinopteri, Cypriniformes, Cyprinidae. Gene Ontology annotation, cellular component: membrane. The transcript is spliced from 5 exons. The record is from RefSeq and is a predicted model, not a curated record.
UAUAGGGAAUUUAAAUUUGCAUGCACUAUGAUCUUCGCAAUAGAGGAAAUAAAUGAAAAUCCAAAUAUACUCCCAAACCACACGCUGGGUUAUGAAAUCUUUAAUGCCUGUGGAUUCUCUAAUAUUCUACAGUCUGCACUUUCACUGUCCAAUGGACAAGAUGACGUCAUUGAUGAAUUAAACUGCACCAAGGCUGAUACUGUUCAGGCUAUAAUAGGUCAUUCUGGAUCCACUCCAACCAUUGGGUUUGCUAGAAUAACUGGCCUAUUCCACAUGCCUGUGAUCAGUCAUUUUGCUACUUGUGCUUGCCUGAGCAACAGAAAAGAGUUUCCAUCUUUCUUCAGAACUAUUCCAAGUGAUUAUUACCAGAGCAGAGCACUGGCUCAGCUGGUGAAACAUUUUGGCUGGACAUGGGUGGGAGCCUUAAGCAAUGACAAUGAUUAUGGUAAAAAUGGCAUUGCCACAUUCAUUAAGGCUGCACAAGAGGAGGGAGUCUGCAUUGAAUACUCACAGGCUUUUGAAAGCACAGGAUCAAAAACGUCAUUAAAAAAUAUUGUAGACACUAUCAGAACAUCCACAUCUAAGGUAAUAAUGGCUUUCAUGUCACACAGAGAGAUUAAAAUACUGGUGGAUGAGCUAUACAGGCAAAACAUUACAGGACUGCAGUGGAUUGGAAGUGAUGCUUGGAUCACGGAUGACUCCCUAGCAGAUAGCCAAGGCCACACUUUGCUAAUUGGAUCUAUAGGAUUCACUGUCCGCAAUGCUCAAAUACCUGGACUAGGCCCUUUUCUACAAAAACUCAACCCCUCACAAUUUCCAAAAAGCAUGUUUCUCAAAGAAUUCUGGGAAAGCAUUUUUCAAUGCUCAUUGAGCCCAAAUGCAUUGCAAAGGGCAUGCAAUGGCUCAGAGCACUUGAAAUAUGUCAAACAUCAUUUUACUGAUGUGUCUGAUCUGAGAUAUGUCAAUAAUGUCUACAAUGCUGUCUAUGCAAUAGCUCAUGCACUGCAUAAUCUUUUGUCUUGCAAUCAUCAAAAAGGCCCAUUUGCUAAUGUCACCUGUGCCCAACCUACUACAAUACAACCCUGGCAGAUUUUACAUUAUAUGCAGACUGUGAAUUUCACCAUGAAUGGGGGAGAAACGGUCUUUUUCGAUAGCAAAGGUGACUCCCCUGCAAGAUAUGAAUUGGUAAACUUACAAAAUGUCACAAAAGGCACAACGGAAGUAGCGACUAUUGGCUACUAUGAUGCAAUUCAGCCUCGUGGGCAACAGUUUACUAUGAACAAUGUCAACAUCACCUGGGGAGGAGGACUAAGGACUGUGCCUGUGUCUGUGUGCAGUGAGAGUUGUCCCCUAGGCACUAGGAAAGCGGUGCAGAAAGGAAGGCCCAUCUGCUGUUUUGACUGUAUCCCAUGCCCUCCAGGAGAGAUAAGUAACACUUCAGAUGCAUCUGACUGUGCGAAGUGCCCUUUUGGAUACUGGUCCAAUAGCAGAGGUGAUGAGUGUAUCAUAAAGACAGUGGAAUUCCUGUCAUUCACCGAAAUCAUGGGUAUCAUUUUGAUGAUGCUUGGGUUACUUGGGGCAUUUCUAACUAUGUUCAUAUUUGCCAUUUUUUUUCACUACAAAGACACACCAAUAGUGAAAGCCAACAACUCAGAGUUGAGCUUCCUGCUGCUCUUCUCACUGACUCUGUGUUUCCUCUGUUCACUUACAUUCAUUGGUCGACCCACUGAGUGGUCCUGUAUGUUGCGUCACACAGCAUUUGGGAUCACUUUUGUCCUCUGUAUUUCUUGUGUUGUAGGGAAAACAAUAGUGGUGUUAAUGGCUUUUAAAGCUACACUUCCAGGAAGAAAUGUCAUGAAAUGGUUUGGGCCUCUUCAACAGAGAAUCAGUGUUGUUGGUUUCACUCUUGUACAGGUCCUCAUCUGUGUCCUUUGGUUAACGAUAUCCCCACCUUCCCCAUACAUGAAUAUGAGCUACAACAGAGAAAAGAUCAUCCUAGAAUGCAGAUUAGGCUCAGCUGUAAGUUUCUGGGCUGUGCUUGGUUAUAUUGGUUUUCUGGCCAUCUUGUGCUUCAUUUUGGCUUUUCUAGCUCGGAAGCUGCCUGAUAACUUUAAUGAAGCCAAAUUCAUCACAUUCAGCAUGCUCAUUUUCUGUGCUGUCUGGAUUGCCUUUAUCCCAGCUUACCUAAGCACACCUGGAAAAUUUACAGUAGCAGUCGAGAUAUUUGCAAUUUUAGCUUCCAGUUAUAGUUUACUAAUCUGUAUUUUCAUUACAAAAUGUUAUGUUAUCCUGCUAAGACCAGGUGAAAAUACAAAAAAGCAUUUACUAAAGGUCCCACACUAA